AAGAUUAAUCACAAAAUUCGGGAGUUUGUAAAGGCCAAGCAGGAUAGUAUCGGCUAGAUUUGAAGCAUUGAUUGCCUUUCACACUCUUAAGGGCCACUUGAAACUGUAUGCAUUGUUUAUCGAACAGCGGGGUGUAUAUGACUCGUAGCUUGCCCCUUGACCACUUUGGAAAUGCUGCUGCGCUUUCGGGGCUCAAGAGCUUUGCGUACUCCUUACUGAAGUCUCAUUAUCGGUCAAGCCCAACAUCUUGCUGGCAACCUUUAUCUUCCAACCUUUUUGUCAUGUUGAGGAUGCAAUUGAUUGUCAUCUUUGUAAUCCUCCGUUCGCUUGCGCAUUGUGCAAGCAUAAACACUGAUCAUACGGUACAGCCGCCUAAUCAAAACGCAGCAAGUCAGUCUCAAAGCAACACUGUACAUAUCAAUCCUAUUCCUGCUGGACGAAGACGAUCCUACCCAUCCAAUCGAAGUAGAGAAUAUUUAGUAAGUAAGGCUAGGCUAAACGUUUGUUUAAAUCUUUCUCGUUACCAACCGCAUUUGUAUUUAGACGGAUGCAGAGCGUGUUAUCGCAAGACGCAGAUACAGAAGCAAGUAUCAAUCUCAAUUCACUGGCAAGAAUAUCGAGUUAGCCAAGAAAACGCUUACAGGUACAGAUCUUCAAAAUUUUCUCAAAAGGGCUGAUCGUUUUAGAGAGAAGAAAAGACAGCAUACAAGAGAGUGGUACAAAAAUCGUAAAUCUGUUGCAACACAAGGAAAGCCUGACAAAGCGCAACAGAAGAAUCCGGUGCAACAAAAAAACAAGGCUCCAAAGCGAAAAAUGAAAGACGUCUCGCCU
Meira miltonrushii is the source of this 831-nucleotide messenger RNA. RefSeq lists its product as uncharacterized. The transcript is spliced from 3 exons. The coding region runs from base 108 to 677 and encodes 189 amino acids. The record is from RefSeq and is a predicted model, not a curated record. Lineage: Eukaryota; Fungi; Basidiomycota; Exobasidiomycetes; Exobasidiales; Brachybasidiaceae.